CAAUUGUGGUAUUACUUCUGUGGUGUUUUUUUCUGAGAGUCAUGUGAUUUAGAGAGAUCAGACAUCUCAGUAACAUGCAGAUCCUUUCUGAUUGGCUGACACGGAUCUUACGUAACAUGAGUACACUUAUUUAAGCCCACAAUAUAGUGGAAAAAGAAUACAUCAAGAGUUCAAGAAAACAAGACACAUCUCUGAUAUACUAUCCAGCAGAAACACUCAGUUUGCUGUUCGGAGCACAUUUCCUGAGUCAGAGUUCCAGUGUUCUCUGAGAAACGAUGGCGGUCUGGACUGUCUAUCUGUCUCUCGGUCUUUUGGUCGCUUUGAAUGCUUCAGUGGAAACGCGUCCUGUUGAAAAGAAUAAAGAUUGUGGCACCUGUGAGACAGGAUGGACUGCCUAUGGAUGCAGAUGCUUCAAGUUUUUCAAUGAUCCUCGAAUAAGGUCUUCAGCCGAGUUUGGGUGUUUGAUCAAUUAUAAAGGGAACCUUGCUUCUGUACACAACCAUGAGGAGUACAUUUUCAUAAAGAACCUGAUUAGACGCACAACUCAUGCAUCAACACCUACCUGGAUCGGACUCCAUAGAGUUUCUCAGUAUGCUUAUUGGUUCUGGAGUGAUGGAACCGAAAUUAACUAUAAAAUAUGGUCGCCUGGACAACCCAGUUACGGUAAAGAUGAGCGCUGCGUUGAGAUGAACUCUGCCCAUGGCAACUGGAAUGAUGUGGACUGUGAUGAAAAGAAGCCCUAUGUGUGUGUGAAAUGAACCAGCAUGUGAAGAAUCAAUGUAGAAGAAACAAGCUACUUUGAUUCAUUUACUUUCCAUUAGAAAUGAUGGUAACACUUUACUUGAAGGGGUGUGCAUA
Megalobrama amblycephala (Wuchang bream) is the source of this 858-nucleotide messenger RNA. RefSeq names its product galactose-specific lectin nattectin-like. Gene Ontology annotation, molecular function: signaling receptor activity. Lineage: Eukaryota; Metazoa; Chordata; Actinopteri; Cypriniformes; Xenocyprididae. Bases 276 to 758 code for a protein of 160 amino acids. The transcript has 7 exons. The record is from RefSeq and is a predicted model, not a curated record.